This is a messenger RNA of Raphanus sativus (radish), 831 nucleotides long. RefSeq lists its product as uncharacterized. The transcript has a single exon. Bases 1 to 831 code for a protein of 276 amino acids. The record is from RefSeq and is a predicted model, not a curated record. Lineage: Eukaryota; Viridiplantae; Streptophyta; Magnoliopsida; Brassicales; Brassicaceae.
AUGACUACUCGCCGAUGGACUAACUCAGAGAAAGGCAAAGGUCUUGCUCUCCCUUCCUCUUCAGCUGACUCCACACGGAAACGCAUCCAGGCUUCUGACUUCGAUUUCUCGGACCUUGUGAGAGACAACGCCAAAACACUCAUUGGAAGGAUCACUAACCCUAAGGAGAAAAGAAUCAACGAAGUUGUUAGUGAACUCCCCAAAAAGUGGGCUUUAAGAGGCAAAGUCAUCGGCGCUGACCUAGGAAAUGACUGCUUUCAAUUUUGCUUCGACAGAGAUGAGGAUCUUCACUACGUCCUCCUCAACAGACCCUACCAACAUAGCAACUGGAUGAUUGUGCUGGAAAGGUGGGAGCCCGUCAUCUCUAGCUCAUUUCCCUCAAGAAUCCCCUUCUGGAUCUCAGUGAAAGGCCUUCCUCUACAUUUAUGGCACGAGAAGAUGGCGUUUGGAAUAGGUCGUGUGCUCGGAACUUAUGAAGGUUGCGACAUUACAGCCACUACAGCAAGAAUCCACAUUCUCCUGGAUGCAAUGGAGCCUCUGACAUUGGAGUCAGUAGUUGACUUCCCCACCGGUGAAGAGGUUCCUAUUUCCUUUGAGUACGAAGGAAUCGCUAACUUUUGCUCGCUUUGCAAGAGACUAACACAUUCUUCUCGUCACUGCAACUUCAAUCAAGGGACCUUGCACAUCGCUAGCUCCAAUAGGGUAAGUCGACGUAACUCCUCACAAGUGAACCUACCCCCAAAAUACCCUCUAACCCUCCCCCCAGCAGGGAAGCACAGUAGAGACAACGGUGAGACCUUCCACCAUAGGGUUGAUAGGCACGGCAGAUAG